This is a messenger RNA of Myripristis murdjan (pinecone soldierfish), 3198 nucleotides long. RefSeq names its product suppressor of fused homolog (Drosophila) (gene sufu). The record is from RefSeq and is a predicted model, not a curated record. Gene Ontology annotation, molecular function: transcription factor binding. Lineage: Eukaryota; Metazoa; Chordata; Actinopteri; Holocentriformes; Holocentridae. Gene Ontology annotation, cellular component: cytoplasm; nucleus. The transcript is spliced from 12 exons. The coding region runs from base 211 to 1626 and encodes 471 amino acids.
GGCCGAGCAACAGGCUUGGUGUCUGUUGAGUGUAGCACAUCGAUCGGGUGGAACAGUUUUCCGUUAGACAACAUUACAGUCCGAGCGUGAAGUCUAUAUUGUUUUGUCAUGGUCAGUUGUUGUUCAAUUGAGGGUAGCUAACUGACAGAAAGAUAACCAGGUUUACACCGUUUUUUUCAAAAACUAGCCACAUCUUUUUGAGGCCGUGGCAUGGAUGAAGUACGGCCUACCAGCGGUGCUCAAGCCCACGGGCUAGCGUCGCUGUUCCCCCCCGGACUGCAGGCUAUCUAUGGAGAAUGCCGGCGCCUGUACCCCGACCAGGCCAACCCGCUUCAAGUUACAGCCAUUGUUAAGUACUGGUUAGGGGGGCCAGAUCCUUUAGAUUAUAUCAGCAUGUACAGGAAUGUGGGCUGCCCAGCCCAGGACAUCCAGGAGCACUGGCACUAUGUCAGCUUUGGACUGAGUGACCUGUAUGGGGACAAUCGAGUUCACGAAUUCACAGGGACAGAGGGACCCAGUGGAUUUGGCUUUGAACUCACCUUUAGACUGAAAAGAGAAGUGGGAGAGACGGCACCACCAACCUGGCCAGCUGAACUCAUGCAAGGCUUGGCUCGCUAUGUGUUCCAGUCAGAAAACACAUUUUGCAGUGGGGACCAUGUAUCAUGGCACAGCCCACUGGACAACAGUGAGUCUCGCAUCCAGCACAUGUUACUGACAGAGGACCCACAGAUGCAACCAGUUCAAACUCCGUUUGGAUCAGUCAGCUUUCUUCAGAUUGUGGGUGUAUGUACAGAGGAGCUGCAGGCUGCCCAGCAAUGGAACGGCCAGGGCAUCUUGGAGUUGUUGCGUGGAGUCCAUGUUGCUGGUGGCCCUUGGUUGAUUACAGACAUGAGGAGGGGGGAGACCAUUUUUGACAUCGACCCACACCUACAACAGGAGAGAGUGGACCAGGGCAUUGAGACAGAAGGCUCCAACCUGAGUGGUGUCAGUGCCAAGUGUGUGUGGGACGAUCUGAGUCGGCCGCCAGAGGAUGAAGAGGACAGCAGAUCCAUCUGCAUAGGAUCACAGCCUCGGAGGCUCUCAGACAAAGACACAGAGCAGAUCAGGGAGGCCCUAAGGAAAGGACUGGAGUUCAACAGCAAGACGGCACUACCACCCAUCAACAGCCAGAGACAGAGUCAUGACAGACCUCAGAGUCGGAAGGACAGUUUGGAGAGUGAGAGCUCAGCAGCAAUUGUUCCUCAUGAAUUGGUGCGAACACGACAACUGGAGAGCGUCCAUCUGAAAUUCAACCAGGAGUCUGGCACACUGCUGCCCCUCUGUCUACGGGGCCGGUUGCUCCAUGGGAGACACUUCACUUACAAGAGCAUCAAUGGAGACACAGCCAUUACAUUUGUGUCCACAGGAGUUGAAGGGGCCUUUGCUACUGAGGAGCAUCCAUAUGCAGCCCAUGGCCCCUGGCUUCAGAUAUUGUUGACUGAAGAGUUUGUGGAGCAGAUGCUUGGAGACUUGCAGGAGCUUAACACUCGCGAAGAGACAAAGUUACCAAAAGAGUACAGUUGGCCAGAAAAGAAGCUGAAGAUCUCUGUCCUUCCAGACUCUGUCUUUGAUAAUCUGCUGCCAUGAGACAGAGACCACACACACACACACACACGCACACGCACAUACACAUACACUACUUUUCUCUAAAUACAUCCCUGUCCUGACUGAGAACACACCAACAAAAAUACACUCACACCCACUUGCAGACUAAACUAUCAUGAACGUGACACCUCCCAGGACAUCCGUGGACCCUGAACUGUCAUCGGGCUCAGAACUCUCUUGCACUCCCCUAGUGGACGACCAGAGACUGCCUCACUUAGAAAGACUUAUGAGACAAGACUAACUUGGUGACACGUUUGGAAUAUUCUGGAUUGUCCGAUACAGAGGCUCAACCUAAAGACUCUCCACUGUUGCUCCAUUCUCAGACAGGACCCAUUGUUUAUGGCAUGUCUGUGAGGUUCAAAGGCUAUGGGAAAUGUUCAGUCAACCUGAAACCUGCCUCUCCAGAUGUUUGACCUGGUGUGGCAGUCAUUAUUGGUGGCAUGCUAGCUGUAGGGCACACCAGGACGUUAUCAUUCCUCCAGUAAGGGUCCUAGAUGUAACACUAUAGAACACUAAUGGACUUAAAAAUUUGAGUUAAAAUCACUAGACAGGAAAAAACCCAGUCCCAAGCAAUAACUGGCUUGCACUUCUUAAGAAGUCUGAUAUAUUUAUUCCACUGGCCAUAGAAAAGGCAGAAAAGCCACACAUUGAAAAUUGUAAGUGUUAUUUUCAAACUAGUUUUUAUGUAUAGUAUUUUCAAAUGCUGGACAUUUCUCUUUUUAUGUGUUCAUGGUCAUACCAAAGGUAGAGCAAUUGGCACUCGACUGCCAGUGAUGCCUGUGCCUCACAUGCAUCAUAUUCUGUGAUGUCGAUGUGAUAAACUAAACUUGGCUGGGAUCAUCAGAUGAGCAUUUGAACUGUUUUCUCCUGUGUCUCUAAAAUAUUACAGGUGCAACCACCGUUUCCUCCCCUGUGCCAAGACUAUGAUUCCUCUACUGAGUAAUAUUUUUGAAUGUGUUUUAUUGCAGUUUUUUCUUAAGCCUGAUGAAGUCUGUUUUAAUGUAAUGAAAUAAUGUCAUAUGCAAGUUGAUGUUUCAAGAGGAUUUUGUUUUGCUAAGUGGAGACUGAACAAAGCAGUUGCCAAGGUCCGUUGUACAUGUUGGAACAUUUCUUAAUGAGAAUCUGUGUUCAGUGUCCUCAGUGUUGUCUCCAGUGGCCACAGAAAUAUGAAAUGUAUUUUCUGACGUGCUGUUCCCUGUCAGUAGGAUUUGUUCUAAGUGUGUUGGAGUAAAAUUCCUCAGUGCCUUGAACCAUGUAUUCUGUGGACUGUUAAUGCUGCCUACAGCUCCUGGAUUACUAAAAUAGAUCACUUUGAAUCAAGGGUGCUGUAUUCCAUGUCUUCAUCUGAUACUGUUACUGCAUUCCAUGUUUAACACCAAAACAGAGCAAAGACUAUUUCAGCUACAGUGUCCUUAACAGAAAAAGUACUCUGCCAGCGUGUUAGCAUGUCUUAUUUUGGUUCAUCUGUUUUAUUUUGGAUUUUUGUUUUUUAUUCAGAGUGACAAUGUAAAAAAAAAAAAAAAAAAAAAAGAAGUUUGGGGGGCAUUCAUACAA